CCGGGGUCCUUCCGUGUGCGUUGAUAUGAUUGGCCGGCGGAGAGAGGCCCUCUUUUCCUCCUUUGCUGCUUGAGGAUCACCGCCAUCAUGAAUGACACAGUAACUAUCCGGACCAGGAAGUUCAUGACCAACCGUCUGCUUCAGAGGAAACAAAUGGUCAUCGACGUCCUUCACCCGGGGAAGGCUACAGUGCCCAAGACGGAAAUUCGGGAAAAACUAGCCAAAAUGUACAAGACCACACCAGAUGUCAUCUUUGUAUUUGGAUUCAGAACCCAUUUUGGUGGGGGCAAGACAACUGGCUUCGGCAUGAUUUAUGAUUCCUUGGAUUAUGCAAAGAAAAAUGAACCCAAACACAGGCUUGCCAGACACGGCCUGUAUGAGAAGAAGAAGACCUCAAGGAAACAGCGGAAGGAACGCAAGAACAGGAUGAAGAAAGUCAGGGGCACUGCCAAGGCCAGUGUCGGUGCUGGCAAAAAGUGAGCUGGAGAUUGGAUAACAGGCAAAGGACUGAAGACUGACUGCGGUGACUACCACAAUGCUGCAAAUGUUUAAGAUGACCAAUAAACUGUAAAAACUCC
This is a messenger RNA of Jaculus jaculus (lesser Egyptian jerboa), 578 nucleotides long. RefSeq names its product ribosomal protein S24 (gene Rps24). The coding region runs from base 88 to 480 and encodes 130 amino acids. Lineage: Eukaryota; Metazoa; Chordata; Mammalia; Rodentia; Dipodidae. Gene Ontology annotation, biological process: translation. Gene Ontology annotation, molecular function: structural constituent of ribosome. The record is from RefSeq and is a predicted model, not a curated record. The transcript is spliced from 6 exons. Gene Ontology annotation, cellular component: ribosome.